CGACGUUCGAAAAUAUCAGUCGCGCGCUGACCGUCAUAUUGAACGCACUGCGCAUGCGUGAACCUCACCAACGGACUAACUUCGAAACAACGUAAAUAAACAAGUGAUUAUCUGUGCCUUAAAUCCGAAUUCUUUUGUGUGUGUCUAUUUUUAAUUGAUAUUGCGAUCUUUAUUCGAAUACAAUUAACAUUUUGUUACGGAAAGUGCCAAUUUGUGCUACGAUUUUGCGAAUUAAUCAGAAGUAAUGCGCGGACUGGACUGAAUAAAAUUAAAAAUGCAUCUACAAACUGUUUUAAUAUUAAGCGCUAUUUUCCUUUGCAACGCGAAACUGCCGCGGUUAAGACAACACGUUCCAGAGCUACCACAGUAUCUCGCACAGAAUUCUCACAGCUCAAUACGAGAAGAGCUAACAAAGUAUCUCGCACAGAAUUCUCACAGCUCAAUACGAGACGAGUUACCAAAGAAUCUCGCACAUAAUUCUCAAAGCUCAAUACAAGACGAGCUACCACAGUAUCUCGCACAGAAUUCACACAACUCUAUAAUAGAGAGGAGAAAUGAGAGAACAAAUCGAAUAGUCGACCAAUACAGAACAAGGCAUCGAAGGGAAUCGUUCAAUUCGCGUUCAUAUGAAUCCGGUUUGGUAUGGGCGCACACAGAGAGGUUGGACGAUAGCGGAGAUGUGAUUUUGCGGUGGGUGAACACAGAUUCGAGUAUUACAUUCAGAUUGGAGGCGAGGACCCGUGGUUACGUGGGCUUAGGAUUCAAUUCGGCGAGGAAUAUGAGAAAGGCGGACUUGGUCGUGGCCUGGGUGGACGACACGCAUGGCAACGCACAAAUUCUGGACUGUCACGGACUUGCGUUUGAAGACCGAGCGGUGGCUGACGAGGUGCAGAACUACGAGCUGAUAUCAGGCUUCCAGAACGACACACACACUACCGUGGAGUUCAGGCGUCAGUUGGACACUUGUGACAAACAGGACACUGUUAUUGGUGAAGACACUCUUCAAGUGCUAUGGGCGCUAGGGCCAGAAGGUUCGGAUGGUCAACUGCCCAGACACGUCCAAAGCGGGUCCCGACCUCUAAGGCUGUUGCAGCCGUUAGCUAAACCUGACUCCAUACCACUGAAACACUGGGACGUUAGAAUAUCCAAUUUCACCAUACCCCACGUGAUGGCAACACUAUUCUGGUGCAAAGUGUUCAAAGCCCCAGAGCUGACGAGGAAGCAUCACAUAGUCGGCUACGAGCCCCUGAUAGACAGCCGACCUAUCAGGAGUGGGAUACCAGUGAUGGAGAAGAACAGUCUGUCUCCAGUGCACCAUAUGGUACUCUACGAGUGCAACGAGGACCACGAUAAGAGGCAGUGGAACAAGUGGUCGGAGAGUGAGGGGUUUCUUGGACCCAGUAGGCCUGGCGAGCUGGCUACUUGCGCCACCCCUAUUGCUGCUUGGGCUAUGGGGUCGAAAGGUGAAUUCCUGCCUGAAAACGUCGGUAUUCCGUUAGGCGAGAAGGGAGGCGUCUCAUACUACAUGCUUGAAGUUCAUUAUGACAAUCAAGAACUACAUCAAUUUUUGGAUAACUCGGGCAUCCGCAUCCACUACACGUCAUCGCUGCGCGCCCACGAUGCUGCGCUUCUGGGCGCCGGCGUGGGCGUCUCCGCACUGCACAUGAUCCCACCCAAGCAGCGCGCAUACAGCACUGUGGGCAUCUGUAGCCCUGAAUGCACCAACAACACCAUGCCAGAGGAGGGAAUCAAUAUUGUAUCCGUUCUGCUACAUGCCCACGGCACUGCGCGGAAGAUUUCGUUGAAGCACAUCCGAGGCAAUGAAGAGCUUCCCAGAAUAUCUGAGGAAAAUAAUUACGAUGCCCGAUAUCAACAAUCCCGGAUCGUUCCCGGUGGUAGGAGGUUCUUCAAAGGCGACACUUUGAUCACUGAAUGCACGUAUGACAGCAGUUCCAGGGAUAAACCUAUCCUGGGUGGAUAUUCUGCUACACAGGAAAUGUGCUUGUCCUUCGUGCUGUACUACCCUCGGACCGAGUUAGCGGGCUGCUACUCCAUGACUCCAGUGGUCGAGUUCUUUGAAACGUUCGGCGUUAAAGAGUUCUACGGCCUCAACAUGAUGGAGGUGGAGAAGAUUUUCUUGUCUUCAGGAACUUUAGAUAGUCUACCUCCGCAACUGGAAGCCAAUAUAAGGGAGCACAGUGUCGACGGAAUGCAAGGCGAUGACCAAGGAGUGGGCUUGAUGAAGGGCCUGGUGAUCAAAGACCCGCCCGAGUUCCGCAACAAGACGUUCAUGGCGCACCUCAACGAGAUGCCGUGGGUGGAGCCGCUGCUCACCGAGCAGAUCGAGAAGACGCUGUCCAAGGGCUGGCACAUGACCUUCUGCAAGAGGAGAGACGACAGCUGGGGAGCGCCCAUCCAGAUACAGAAUUACCCGAACUUCACCGAAAUAACGCGAAACGAAGCAUCAGAGAAGUCUUGCAACUACAAAAGUGUUAGGCUACCCUCAAUGACGACCACUGGCGGCACAGCGUCAAGGAAUACCCUCGCGGCAGCCAUCUUGGCUGUAUGCAUACCGAUCAUUGUCUUGCGGUAAAAAAAAUACCGUAUAAAAAGGAACCGGAACCAAUGAUACUGUUGUUUUUAUUUUUGAAAUUUUUAUUAUUGCCAGAGGUUAUUCUGUUAUUUUGAAUUUUUCAUGUACACUUUUUGUGUAACAAUAGACUUUUUUUAGAUAUAUGAUUUACGUUUCGACAUACUCUUUCUUUAGUGAAGAAAGUUAUUUGUUUUAUUUAAGUAUGUACGUACUCGUAUUUGCUACGUUUUGUGUUGUGAUUUUGCGAUGUGUUUCUUUUCUACGAAAAGAUAUCAUUUUUUGUUAUAUUUUUAUUUAAUCCAGGUCAAUGCAAAGGUGAUUUUUUAUGGGCAAUUAUUUUAUGAGAAUAUUUUGUGUACCUCUUUCAGAAGUGGGAUGAUGAUUAUUGUUCUCGGAACACUUUUCAGAUGACAAUAUGGUAUUUCGAUUUCUACAGUAGUAUAAUUAAUAAUACACACCAGUUAAUAAAAAAUAGUGUGGGUAACGAAAAAGUAUAUCGAUAACUUAGUCAUUCGGUAUUGACUCAAGGGUUUUUUUUCAUAAAGUCAUAUUAGCAUAUACAAUUUUUUAUGUGUGUGUACACAGUACAGUAUUAUAAAUAACACUUUAGAGAUCCAGUAUUAAAAUUGAAAUAACAUGCCUAUAAAAAAUCAUCUAAUAAUUGAUAAGUGAAAACAAAAAGGUUGCUUUUAAUUUUGUAUACAUUGAAUUUUGAUAUAUGGGUGAAUGUGUGAUCUUUGUACUUAGUGAGUUUUUGCUCAUUUAAUUUCAACAUAAUUGAUCAAUCCGCGUGAUGUGUCCGUCAGUAUAUAGGUACUAUAUCACCUAUAUACCUGUGUAAACACAAAGUAUCAAUCGAGUAUUGUUGGAGCAUUUGUGUACUCAGUCUAAGUCAGUUUUGUGAAAACGUCAUUCGAAACAGUGCUACAAAAUGGCUUAUUUUGCAUUUUUGUGAAAUUUAAAUCUAUUAUUUUUUUUCAUUUUGGUCGUAAAUAGUACAUAAACGCUCUUACAUUGCUUUUCUUGUAUCGUACGCAAACAUGUCGCGCGAUUUGUCAAACUGCCGACGCGACGAACGCUGUCAAACAACGCCCGUCAGAAGGCGACGUGUGCACGCGUCGAAUUUCAUCGCGUUCGUCGCAGGACAUUCCGUUCAAACUGCAUCGCGUUUGUCGCGUUUGACAUUUUACAUAGGACAAUAUGUUUCUCUUAAGUUGUUCUUGGAAGUUGGACUUUUAAAAACUGAAUGUAUUGCAACUACAAUAAGUGAUGAACGAUACCAAAAGUAUGGUAUUAAUGUACUUUAUAAUUUUUGUAACUAUUUUAAGGAUACAAUUCCUUUAGUGUUUGUUUAUUUUUUAAUCGUGUAACGUAUAAUUUCCAACGAAAACAACGUUUUAGACGUUUUGUAUUGAAGAAGUUCCUUACAACUUUUUAGGUUGAUUUGAAAGUUGCUUUUUUUUUAAACCAGUGAGAGGCAAAACAAUAAGAUUUUUUUUUUUUCAGUAUAAAAAUACUUGAAAAACAUAAUUCAGUCAUUAUUCUGAUUUUGGUUCAUUAAAAAUGAUAACCAAUAAAUAAUUAAAUAAUUUAAUGUAUUAUAUUAUUAUUUAAGUAUCGAUAUUAUUCAUAUGAGACACGAACAACCCUUUUUACUCUGUAUAUAUAAAUUGUAAGAUAUACAUUCAAACUAGGGCUGUGCUAAAUAAGCUCCUUAGUGAACCUAUUUUUGCAACGAUUAUGGUAUUUUGAUAGAAUUUUUAUAGUUUUUCAGUAACUUAUGGUGUACGUAAGGGUAACUAUAGCGAUUCAUAUGAUAUAAUAAUAUAUAAACUGCCAUUUAUCUUCCUAAUUCAUAUAAUAAUUUACUAUGUAUUAAUCUAUGGAUUUCCUAAGUACCUAAACAUAAAAACAACAAUAAUUCGAUAUAAUAAUAAUUAUUAUUAUCAUUGAUUAUAGUGUUGUUCAUAUAGCAUGGCUACGAUGACAGUUUUACACUGGAAAGUUUGCCGCGAUUCACGAUAACGGUACGUAUUAUGAACGUCAUAAGGCAGCUGUCCCCGUACCCAUGCUAUCUGAAAAACACUUUAAUUGCAUUUAAAAAAAUGAUUCCAGAUAAAGUAAUACGUAAAGUGUUUCUUUUUUUAUUUACCAUUUUUUAAGGUUUUUGAAUUAACUUCAUUUCAUUAGAAAGAAAAAAUGUAUAUUCAGAAAAAAAAAAUAUUUUGAUGAUUAAGUUUUUAUUCAGAUUUAUAUAAACCAUUUUCUGAUUAACACAGACAGAUUGUUAUGAAACAUAUUAUAGCGUAUUAGAGAUACUCUUCACAGUUAAGGUCAGCGUCAACGGACGGAAUAGUAGUGAUAACUUGAUAAGUGACCUCUAGUUUAUAAGUGACGUCUAUACUAAUAUUAUAAAGCUGAAGAGUUUGUUUAUUUGCUUGAACGCGCUAAUCUCAGGAACUACUGGUCCAAUUUGAAAAAUUAUUUCAGUGUUAGAUAGCCCAUUUAUCGAGGAAGGCUACAGGCUAUAUUAUCUCCGCAUUCCUACGGGAACGGGAACCACGCGGCGUCAGCCAGUUUGAGAUAAUAACGUAAACACCUAUCUUUAUUGUCAAAGGUAAACACCAACAAGCGGUUUCUGUCAAAUAUUUACUGUCGAAUACUAUUUUGUACAUCCUACAAUUUCACCCAAAGUUGGUAGACAAACUAUUAUUAUUACAAACUUUUAUGGACAGUAUUAAUUAUGCAAAAACAAUUUUCAAGUUGAAUUUAUAUUCUUACUAAGGCAUCAUUCGCACGAGAGUUUUUUUAACGGAAGUUAAUUAUGCGUUCAACAAAUGCAUUCCUAAGUAGGUAUAUGAUCACACGACAGCGUUUUUAAAAUUCGACGCUUUUUUUCGAGCGGUGUUGAAUUUCAAUUUUGGGCGUUGCAAAUAGACCUUCAUUUAACUUCAUACUAUAUUUGAACAAAUGCAUUCUUAAGAAUAUGUUUACACGACAGCGUUUUUAAAACACGACGUUUUUUAUAGAGCUCUAUUGCGUGUUCAAUUUUGUGCGUUGGAACUUGGAAAUUUAUUUAUUUAAAUUAAGUCAUAGAUAAAAUGUCAUAAUUAUUACAAAUGGAACCCUGAGAGGGUGUUGUAACUACAAAGUAUAAGUAAAUUAACUUAACUUAACUUAACGUAAGUAGAGAGGUGAAUUUAUUGUUUUUCGGUCAAAAAGUCAUUUAUUUUAUAAUAUACUUUUUCAAGCAAAAAGUUUUUUAUUGUUGUUAAAAAGUCACAAAUGUUUUCGUUUUGCUUCAUGCUUUGCGGUAAUUUAUUAUAUAUUUUAAUGCACAUUUUGUGCGGGCCAGUACUGUGCAUUUUUAAAUUUUGACUUCGGCUGUACUAAAUUAGACAAAUAGUUACAUGUGACUUAAAUGAAUAAAUAAAAUAGACCUUCUUUUAACUUCAUACUAUACGCUACGCUCGCCAACUCUGGAUUUUACCGCAGCGCUUUUUUAACUCUCGUGCGAAUGACGCCUUAGUCGGUUUGCUGCCAUACCGUCCGUCAACGCUGACCUUUAGGAGCUAAGUUAGCGCUAAUUGGAUCUAGCUCUCUACUAUGGUCUGGUCUUCUGGUUUUUCUGGUCGCUAUAUAGUUACGCCUAUAUAUAUAGGGUCCGGGGUUGCAGAAUUAGGUGUAAGUUUUGAUUCCCGAGUCAUUCUGUUAGAUGUAAUUAAUGCAUUUUGCUAUUUUUAAUUUAUACCUCCCUAAGGUCUAGCUGUAAGAAUACGCUUAGUAUUAAUUAAGGUUAAUUUAUUUAAAAGUCAAUAUAAUGUGUUUUAUUACCUUGAAAA
Molecule: messenger RNA, 6435 nt
Organism: Bicyclus anynana (squinting bush brown)
Lineage: Eukaryota; Metazoa; Arthropoda; Insecta; Lepidoptera; Nymphalidae
Product: MOXD1 homolog 1
Exons: 13
Coding region: 275-2593 (772 amino acids)
Biological process (GO): octopamine biosynthetic process; dopamine catabolic process; norepinephrine biosynthetic process
Cellular component (GO): secretory granule membrane
Molecular function (GO): dopamine beta-monooxygenase activity; copper ion binding
Source: RefSeq, a predicted model, not a curated record